Molecule: messenger RNA, 336 nt
Organism: Vanderwaltozyma polyspora DSM 70294
Lineage: Eukaryota; Fungi; Ascomycota; Saccharomycetes; Saccharomycetales; Saccharomycetaceae
Exons: 1
Coding region: 1-336 (111 amino acids)
Source: RefSeq, a predicted model, not a curated record
AUGUUCAGAUGCUACACAAAUGAAAAACCAAUUACAGCUGACGAUAAUUUUCAAAAGGCCCUAUAUCGCCAAAUUGGCAAUCUUAUCUCUACUCCUGUCAUCGUUAAGACAGAAGCUAAUAGUAUCAAGGACGCUAUCCGCGGCAAAGAUGCUAGAGGAAUAAUAAAACAUGUUAGGGGUUGCUCAGAAAAGGUAAAAUCUUUCGAAAAAUCGAAAAGGUUCCUGAAGGCAACUAAAGGUACGAGACAGAAUGAUCAAAAUAGGGAUCUUACUGCAAAUGAAGUUUUCACCAAUAUUACCAGACUGCAAAGUCUUUUAAAGAUGAAGACAUACUAA